CGCGGCCACUCGAAUCACACGCGGCUGUCGCUGCUGCCGUCGCACAUUGCGCACACACAACAUUCGCUCUGAUCUGUCUUCAGUGUAUACAAACGAUAUAUUAUUAUCCUUAUCAGUCGACCGCCGUUUUUUAUUUGAUUUUUUCUGUCCUUGUAUAUUUGUUGAGGCCAAUUGUGAGUUCGCAAUUACCUAAUCAUUAUAAAAAAAAAUUGUUUUUUCUUAAAAAUCGCCGCGGUCUCAUGAUUUUGAACGGAGACUCGAUUAGAAUAUUAUUGUUGUUAUUUUUAUUACUAUCAUUUUGACAAAGUGUGCGACCACCUGCUGCGAAGUUAUAUCGGAUUAUCCUUUAAGAAAUCACGUUUCAACACCAAGAAGACGCCUCAGUCCACGUCCGAGUAUGUUACAAGGCAUCAGCAGAACGGAACAACCGGGCCUGUUGCCUCAUCAUCACCAUCACCAUCACCAUCAUCACCAUCAGUCUUUGGCCGCUCACCACGGGAUAGGAACGGGAUCACCGUGGCCGCCCAGCCAUCACGAUGAUCUUGCACACAAAGUUGGCAACACUGCUGAUUACGAUGGUAGGAUUAUCGCAACUCGUGAAUUAGAUUUAGGACACAGUGGCGUUAACCAAUUGGGCGGCGUGUUUGUCGGCGGUCGACCUUUACCGGACUCGACUAGACAGAAAAUUGUCGAACUGGCCCAUUCCGGGGCCAGACCUUGUGACAUAUCCCGGAUUCUACAAGUGUCCAACGGAUGCGUUUCGAAAAUAUUGGGGAGGUACUACGAGACCGGCUCGAUAAGGCCCAGAGCGAUUGGCGGUUCUAAGCCCAGAGUUGCCACGGCCGAGGUAGUGUCGAAGAUAUCGCAGUACAAACGCGAAUGUCCAUCAAUAUUCGCUUGGGAAAUUCGCGACCGAUUGCUCCAAGAGGGCGUUUGCUCCAACGACAACAUCCCCAGCGUGUCGUCGAUCAACCGGGUUUUAAGAAACUUGGCUGCUCAAAAGGACCAACAAGCACCGACUUCCGUUUCACCCACAUGCAAUACAGCCGAUGCGGUCUACGACAAGUUGAGACUGUUGAACGGUCAAGCGGCGGCGGCGACCGGCACGUGGCCCAGACCUAAUCCAUGGUGCGUGGGAACCGAUUAUUAUAUGUAUCCACCGACGUCCAGCGACAAUCCGUUUGCGCCACUUCAACCGUCUGGUCGGUUGAGUCCAAACACCGCCAACUGUACCGUACUGCCGGACAUUCUUGACAAAAAAGUUUUAGAUUUGGACGGCGGCAUGGGAUCGGACGAGACGUGCACAUCCAUCGGCGACAACUCCAACCACGACGGAUCUCUUGGCGGAGGAUGUGCUCCGGGCUCGACUAACGAUGACGACCAAGCUCGUCUAAGGCUCAAAAGGAAACUGCAAAGAAACCGUACUUCGUUUACCAACGAGCAGAUCGACAGUUUGGAAAAAGAAUUCGAACGGACCCACUAUCCGGACGUAUUCGCUAGAGAAAGACUCGCCGGCAAAAUAGGAUUGCCCGAAGCAAGAAUACAGGUUUGGUUUUCGAACCGUCGCGCGAAAUGGAGACGGGAAGAGAAACUUCGGACCCAGCGUCGUCCCAGUUCUAACCAAAACCAACAGCCUAUGGACCCGCAAAACCAACAACCACAGCAGCAGCAGCAGCAGCAACAACAGGCGUCCCCCAACAGGAUGAACGGUUUUUCGAACAACACAGCCGACGCCAAUACCAACAUGUACACGACCAUCGGCAAUCACGACACGUUUAGUCCCAUGUCGAUGAACUUUGGCAUGCCUAGUGGCAAUAACGAAAACGGCCUGUCGUUGCCCAUCAUGCCGGGCCACCACUCGAUGACCGGCGACCAACGCGACACGUACGGUUGCAUGUCGAGGCCCACGUACGACACUUCUCCGCCGUUGGCCAUCGGAACGCCUGGCUACCUGAGACCACCGCUGUCGCCGACUUCCAACGGUAGUCCGCCGGCUCACCACGCCGCCUAUCACCAUCAUCCGCCGCACAUAAACGGACACCACCCGCAUCACCACGCUCACCAUCAGUACAACAUGAACAGUUCCAAUUCGACGGGUCUUAUAUCGCCGGGAGUAUCGGUACCGAUCGCCGUUCCGGGACACACGACAGAUCUGUCCACUCAGUAUUGGUCUCGUUUGCAGUGACAUCCGGCUCUCAAUUAAAAAAAAAAAAACAACAAUAUUGUAUUAAAUCAAUGCCGUGCGAUUUCCGACGAGAACAUAAGUUUAUUAAUAUAUAUUGUAAAUAUUAUUGUAAUUAUAAU
Messenger RNA from Adelges cooleyi (spruce gall adelgid), 2304 nucleotides. Its product is annotated as paired box protein Pax-6-like. Bases 398 to 2185 code for a protein of 595 amino acids. Gene Ontology annotation, biological process: regulation of transcription by RNA polymerase II; anatomical structure development. The transcript is spliced from 12 exons. Lineage: Eukaryota; Metazoa; Arthropoda; Insecta; Hemiptera; Adelgidae. Gene Ontology annotation, molecular function: RNA polymerase II cis-regulatory region sequence-specific DNA binding; DNA-binding transcription factor activity, RNA polymerase II-specific. The record is from RefSeq and is a predicted model, not a curated record.